Branchiostoma floridae (Florida lancelet) is the source of this 5098-nucleotide messenger RNA. RefSeq names its product HHIP-like protein 2. Gene Ontology annotation, molecular function: protein binding. The record is from RefSeq and is a predicted model, not a curated record. Bases 600 to 4100 code for a protein of 1166 amino acids. The transcript is spliced from 10 exons. Lineage: Eukaryota; Metazoa; Chordata; Leptocardii; Amphioxiformes; Branchiostomatidae.
UCAAGAGUUUAUCGUACACCAUCAGCCCAGCAUACCCGUGCGUACGGGUGGUGUUGACAAGAUCCGGCUCCAACUGAACUGUAUCGGUUACGAAAGGUGCCGUUUUUGUAUAACGACCUUGGAAGGUAAAAAGAAGAGGUUGCUCUCACGUCACACACCAGGCGGUACCUGGUCACCGAGCUGUGUUUGUCAGGCGAGGCUUUCGGCGUUGGUGUGUGGAUAAUUUGCUGCGUGUAAAUUAUGCUCUGAGCUCAGCCACUUUACCGGGCCGACAAGUUUGGAUCGGAUCUCACCAGCACGGCAGUUUGAUCACAACAAGCUCUACCUUAUUACUCUCGAUCGGACUCAGUCAUGGGUGAUAACUUCGAUACGUGAGUAGGGCCACGGCAGACCGGAGUUAUCGAACCGGUUGGAUCGUCCCAGAUGAAGAAGAAGAUGCAAUGAACUAGCCGCCGUGCCCGCUGUGGCGCGGACCCGUCUCGAGCAAGCUGUACAUCUGAUAAAAGCUCCUUGAUCUGAAGCAAGUGGGUGAACCUCACCUUACCCGGACUACUGUCAACAACUUUGGCAACACAAGGAAAAUAUAUCAAAAGCUAGACAUGACCCUGUGUCAGACCCUGCCGUGCUCCCCUGCUGUGGCGCUGUCGGUUGUUUGUGUACUGCUGGGGACCGUGCUGGGACACCCGCAGUGCCUGGACUUCAUGCCGCCGUUCGAGCCCGCCGAGCCGCUGGUUUUCUGCCGGGAGUACGGCGACUUCGGGUGCUGCACCCGCAGACAGGAUUAUGAGCUGCAGCGACAGUUUGAUGACAUCAUGAGGAGAAUGCCGUACCACCUGCAGACAUCCUGUCAUCAUCACGUCAUGAACAUCCUGUGCCAGGAGUGCUCACCUUACGCAUCCCAUUUGUACGACCUGGAAACCACUCAGGUGAAAAAGCCACUUCCUGGGAUGUGUCCCCAGUACUGUCCCACUGUGUUCGACAGCUGCAAAGACAUCAUUCCGUUUAUAACGGGUGAUCCAACCGUGCAACACGCCAUAACACUGUCAAAUUACACCCAGUUCUGCGAGGUGACCUCCAUCACAGACAUGGACUACUGCUACCCCAACCUCCUUGCCAAUGAGCAGCUAUCGGGGGACAUUCAGGAGGCGGUACAAGGCACUGGUGGGGAGGGGUGCUUGUGUUUCCAAGAGAUCGCAAAUGGCUUAAAGAACCCCACGGUCCUUGUACAUGCAGGUGACGGUACUCAUCGCCUUUUCAUUGGCGAGCAGCUGGGAAAGGUGUACGUGUAUCUUCCUGACGGUAGCAGGGUGGAUACGCCGUUUCUGGACCUGACCAGAACUGUUCUUACAACUAGUAGACGUGGAGAUGAGCGGGGUUUUCUUGGCAUGGCGUUUCAUCCAAAUUUUAAGGAGAACAAAAGGCUCUUUGUUUACUACUCUGUUGGGACAUCAAAGAAGCAGAAGAUUCGAAUCAGCGAGUUCAGAGUAGCGUCUCAUGAUAUAAACCAAGUGGACCAGGACUCAGAGAAGAUUAUCCUUGAGUUGGAUGAGCCAGCAGCCAACCAUAAUGGAGGCCAGUUGCUCUUUGGGGUGGACGGAUUUAUGUACGCUUUUAUUGGAGACGGAGGCAAAGGAGGUGACCCCUUUGGUGAAAAAGGAAAUGCAUUGAAUAUGACAACUCUUCUUGGAAAAAUUAUUCGCAUUGAUGUCAACCAUCCAGACGACAGCGUGCCUUACGGCGUGCCGUGGGAUAAUCCGUUUGUUGGCCAACGCAACAUCAAACCGGAAAUCUAUGCUUACGGCACACGCAACAUGUGGAGGUGUUCCGUGGACCGGGGCGACCCCGAAACGGGGGAUGGCCGAGGGCGCAUUUUCUGCGGAGAUGUCGGACAGGCGAAAUGGGAAGAGAUCGACAUUAUCGAGAAGGGAGGGAACUACGGAUGGCGUGCGUUUGAGGGCUUUGAAUGCUUUGAUGAGAAGCUCUGUGAAACAGAAGAGUUGGCCAACCAUAUCCCCCCCAUACACGUCUACAGCCACAGUGUUGGCAAGUCAGUUACAGGAGGGUUCAUGUACAGGGGCUGCCUGUACCCUAACCUGAAUGGACAGUACAUCUAUGGAGACUUCUGGAAUGGGAAAUUGUUCUCACUGACAGAAGACAAAGAGCAAGGAGUGUGGAACAACAGACAGAUCUGUGCUGGGAGCACUGAUAUCUGUAACAAUGAGCUCCAGGGGUCAUAUGUUCCAGACAUCCUGUCUUUUGGGGAGGAUGAGGCAGGGGAACUGUACAUGCUAUCCACUGACUAUGCCAGCACCAGCCAUACUGGUGGGAUUGUGUACAGGAUCGUGGACCCUGCCAGGCGAGGAGACCCAGAGCAGUGCAGCAGAAACAUUACUCCUGUUACCGUUCUUGGGACCACAACACCUUUUGUACACUCCUCUGAAAGGGUCACCUGCAGGACCUGUCGUAGGGCCAAGGCAAACUCCAACGCUUACUGCAAUGCUGAUUUUGUGUUGAGGGGGAGUGUAACAGAACGCAGAUCAAUAAAAAAUGGCUUCCUCACUGAGGUCUACGUGAAGAUUUCUGUGCACAAGGUGUGGAAACAGUCCAGCCACUUGCCUAAAAUCAAGUCCAGUGUUAGGCUGUGGCUGUCCCAAAGGACUGCGCAGUGUGACUGCCCCAAGGUUCAAGUAGGCAGUACCUACUUCAUCAUGGGGAUAUAUGACAUCUGGUCGAAGCGACUACAGAUCCACACGACAACUGUUGUACGGCUUUGGCAUCAUAACUGGACCAAGAGGGUCCUCAACUACAAAAUGCUGUGUGACUUCCGCUCUCGGCCGGCCAUUAAGCCAGGGAAACCACCAAAACAGCCGCAGCCCCUUCGGGAGGCGCCUCCUGCACAUGCAUUACAGCAAGCAGUAGAGUUUCACUACAAUGCAGCUGAGAUGGCACCGAUUCCACCAGAUGCAGAAAUGGCAUCUCAACCCAGUCAACCUGCACCACCUGUGUGGAAGCCAGAGCAACCUUUUCCAUCAAACGUCAAACCCGCAGCAUACUUCCCAAGUCACAGCCCCUCCCAGGACCCCUUUGCCUUACGACCAGGCCAGACUGUAGACCAAUGGCAGGUCCAGCACCCUGUCAACCCGCCAGCUGCAAACGUACCAGCUGCACGGCAUGUCGCCCAGCCUGCGCCAGUGUGGCCGAGCUACUCCGCGCUGUCACCAAGCCAUCCGUCACCAUCCAGUCAUCGCUACCCACAGCCAGAUCCACUGCAGCAGUUCCCACAGCAGCCCCCACCCUACCAUCAGCCCUCUGUAGCUGACUCACACCCGUCACAACUCAAUCCCUCAAGUCAGCAUCAGUAUCCACCUUAUGCCUUUCCUACUAACCCACAGUCAUCGGUGUCUAGUCCUCACCACCCACAGCCAGCCCAGUACCCACCUUACGAUGCACCUCACCAUCAAGACCAACAUGCACCUAAUCCAUAUGGUGCACAAAAACCCUACUAUGCACCUUAUGCUGUCCCUAGCGACCCACAGCUACCCGAGUCUGGUUUCUAUUAUCCACAGCCAGCCCCUUAUGCUGUUCCCAGUCAUCAGCAACCAUAUGUGUCCAGUCCAUAUGAUCCACAACCUCAGUAUCCACAGCUGUCUGGCCACCAGCAACCACCUGCAUAUGGUCCAUACAACCCACAACCACCUCAGUAUUCAGCCUAUGCCAUCCCUAGGCACCAACAACCAGAUACACUCAGUCAAUACAACCAACAACAGCCUCAGAACCCUCCCUAUGUUGUGCCCAGUCACCAACAACCACCAGUGGCUGUCUACCAACCUCAGCCUGUACCCAACUACCAGCCUUAUCAACCCAGUGCACAGUAUCCUCAACAGCAACCUCAAGGUAACCCAGAAACCAACCCACCCGACCCACCACACCAACCUCACCCAGGCCAUCCAUACUCACCCCCCGACCAGCCUUACCCACCUUAUCAGCAACCGUAUCCACCAAGCACCCACGAUACCUCCAGGCCUUCCCCCUCUUCCAGUGAUGAUCCCUUCAGGAUUGUAGAUGGUAGAGUUCCUGACCAUAUAAAAUGGAACCCUUAACAAUCAUUUGUUGGUUACCAACUUUGUGAUGAGCAAUCAGCUGAUCUAUCCAAUACCCAUGGUAUAUUCUUUGUGAGCAUUAGUUACCUCUUACCACUUUGUUACUCCAGAGAAAAUGUAUGGUAGAAUGUCAUGUUCAGUUGAAUUAUGUUUUUUUGCAGGUUUAACUUUUUUGAUUUUGAAGAAUCUGUAAGGAUUUGGCUUUACUAUAUAGUGUUGUGAGGGUAACUUAUGCCACUCCUGGACCAGUGCAAAUUAGAGUGCUGUAUGAUACACAUAAAUUCUGGUAAAUUUGCCAUCUUGCUACUAUGCCAAAGAUGGAAGCUAUGUUUUUGAUAGCAUUGAAGUUUUUAUUCUGGUGUGUUGUGGUCAGAAUUGAUUUAAGAAAACAAUACUUAUGAUACAGAUAAUUAACAUCAAAAUUUUGAAAUGUUGUCUACUAUCCUAGCCCACUUCAGAUGUUACAAAAACACUUGAUACAUGUAAGUUUAACAUUUAAUUCUGCUGUUUUCUGGCCAGUAUUUACAAAGCGGUCGUCAGUGGAGAACGUAAGUUCAGAUAUGGAGAUUGAUCUUUUCUCUGGACAUUUUGUCCCCUAGGGAGGACAGGCUCAUCUUAGUGUUAAUGAUGUCAAGAAGUUCUGAGCUCAAAACCUCCCAGAGACUGUCUUUUUUACCUUGUACAAUACUAAGAUGUCAAAAGUAGACAAAAGAAGAACAGGAAAAAUACUUGGAUGCUACUUUUUCUGAAUUCAAAUAUAUUUUAAAGACCUGUGUAUUAUGUGGAAGUUUCAUGUGAUCUAGUCUUACUCUUGUAGUUAUUUGUGACACAGUGUAUCAGAUGUAGUAAGGAAUAGGGACUGUAAGGUGCAGGAACAAUGACUCCAAGGUCAAAGAGGCAAACUGAGACCACAUGACUAGAAGAUGUGAUAGAAGACUGGCAACUUAUUACAGGAAGAUGCAAGGUAAUGACAAUAAAAGAGGUACAGAUUUUACAAA